AUCACGCAUCCUUUCUCUCUCUCUCGCUCUCAGGAACUCUCCAUAUACUCAGCCACCAUAGAGAACACUGGUGAAGUGGUUCUGAUUCAUAUUUUGAUUCUCGCAUUGGCUUGGCCCUCUCUUUUCCUAAUAUAUAUAUACAUCUAUAUAUACAUUUAUCUUUUCUCUUACUUCUCCUCAAAGAAACGAAGCUAGUAAAUGUUUUCCCGCUUUUCUCAGCCGUGAUUCUCUAGAAUCUCUCUUUUCCUCAACUGGGUCUUGCUUUGUCCACCUUCGCCGACCCUCUUGCUCUUGGAUUGGGUCCUUCAUGUUUCAGUCUCCUUUUUGGUAAUUUUUCUAAAAUUUUACUUCUUUAAGCCAAGGGUUGCUAUCAGAGUGCUAUAAAGGCCUCACCUUUGAGCUUAUUUGCGCUUAAUUUCUUUGAAAGCCUCCACUUCUCUGAUACAAAUUCCGAAAUUUCCUCUGGGUUUUGCCUCUCUCCUUCUAGGAUUACACCUUCAGGAACCAAAUCAGAUUUCUCAGGUUUUUCUAAGAUUCUCUUCGAUUCCCAAAAGUGGGUCUUUUUAAGAUUCUUUAGUUUAUGCUAUUAAGAAAAGGAGAUUCUUGAUUCCCGGUAAAAGAUUCUGAAUUGAUUGCCUUUUUAAGCCAUUUUAUUGCAGAUAUUAGGACCUGUAAGCAUGGAGACUUUGUAUCCAGCUUCAUAUAUGGCUGAUUCUAACUGGUUCAUCCAAGACAGCCAGAGCUCAGAAUGGACUAAAGAAGAGAACAAGAAGUUUGAGAGUGCUCUGGCUAUGUUUGAUGAGAAAACGCCUGACAGGUGGCUGAAGGUGGCUUCAAUGAUACCGGGGAAGACGGUUAUCGAUGUGAUCAAGCAGUAUCAGGAGCUGGAAGAAGAUGUUAGUGAAAUAGAAUCUGGGAGGUUUCCAAUUCCAGGGUACCUUACAUCUUCUUUCACAUUGGACUUGGGAGAUGAUCGAAAUUUUGAUGCUAAUAGAAAGAGGCCUUCUGCAGCUCGAGGUUCUGAUCAGGAAAGGAAGAAGGGAAUUCCAUGGACAGAAGAGGAGCACAGGCGGUUUCUGAUGGGACUUCUAAAAUAUGGGAAAGGGGACUGGAGAAAUAUUUCCAGGAAUUUUGUAAUCUCUAAAACUCCCACACAAGUGGCAAGCCAUGCUCAAAAAUACUUUAUGAGGCAGCACUCAGGAGGGAAGGAUAAAAGAAGACCAAGCAUCCACGACAUAACGACUGUCAACCUCACAAGCACUACUCCAUCAGAAAAUAAUAGGCCUCCUUUAGACCAGUCUCCACCAGAGCAGAAGUCCACUGAAUCACCAAAAGCAUUACUUGACUGGAAUGCGUGUGAUGAUGGAGGAGCCAUGGUUUUUGGCUCCACUCAUGGCAGUCUUUUCGAGUCGUCUCCGUAUGAUGUAGCUGCGGAAGGGAUUAAGCUUCAGUUGCAAAAACUCUACAGCAGUGCUAAUUUUGCUGCUCAUGCCAAACCCCAAAAUUCGAUGUAUCUAAUGCAGACCUCAAGACAUCAGAUACAUGGUUAAAACACCCCCUUUUGUUGUACUCCUGGAUUGAAAAUCCAAGCAAAUGACUUUCUGCAGAAUUUCAAUGUUGGCUCCUUAUCACGGUUGUGUGUGAUUAGCGUAAUAAGGAUUUGAUUUCGUACAUAGUUCUUGAACAUUCCACUAUGAUAAAAUCCCAUAAAGCCUCAAACUGUAAUGUCUGAAUUGUAAAAUUGAAAUGAAUGGUAAAUCUGCUCUUCCCUUCA
Prunus dulcis (almond) is the source of this 1774-nucleotide messenger RNA. RefSeq names its product transcription factor DIVARICATA-like. Gene Ontology annotation, molecular function: DNA binding. Bases 678 to 1550 code for a protein of 290 amino acids. NCBI's taxonomy places the organism in Eukaryota, Viridiplantae, Streptophyta, Magnoliopsida, Rosales, Rosaceae. The record is from RefSeq and is a predicted model, not a curated record. The transcript is spliced from 3 exons.